Lineus longissimus is the source of this 2659-nucleotide messenger RNA. RefSeq names its product sialin-like. Gene Ontology annotation, molecular function: transmembrane transporter activity. The transcript has 9 exons. Gene Ontology annotation, cellular component: membrane. NCBI's taxonomy places the organism in Eukaryota, Metazoa, Nemertea, Pilidiophora, Heteronemertea, Lineidae. Gene Ontology annotation, biological process: transmembrane transport; monoatomic anion transport. The coding region runs from base 185 to 1711 and encodes 508 amino acids. The record is from RefSeq and is a predicted model, not a curated record.
ACGUUGCACAAGGCCUAGAUUUAGUGUUAUUCAGAAAGUGAUUGCUUCCUUGUGUUCAUCCUUGCAGCCAUGACUUGAAAACCCGACGCGAUUUAUCAUUAUUGCGCAAGUCUGAAACUCUAGUAUCUGCUUCCUGAUAAUUUUUGGGACUAGUCCAAAGAGGAUUACGGAACUUCAUUCUAAAAUGUCUGAUACGCCAACCGCGGAAACCCCCCUUAUACAACAUUUCAAGAAGCCAUCACGAGCAUGGUGUCAGCAGCGUUAUGUCAUGGCAUUCCUUGCCUCUCUGGGUUUCUUCAAUGUCUAUUGCAUGAGGAUCAACUUGAGCGUGGCACUGGUGGCAAUGGUCAAUUGCACACAGGAAUACGAGGGCAAUGCCACAACUUCAGAAUGCCAAGCUGAUGUCAAGGAGAACAAUACCACUCCCGAGUUGGUUGGGGAAUUCGACUGGAGCCCAGAAACCCAGGGUGUCGUCCUGAGUUCGUUCUUUUACGGCUACGUGGUCAUGCAGAUUCCCGGCGGACUGAUAUCGGAGCGAUUCGGUGGGAAGUGGCCGUACGGGCUCGGCAUCCUGACAACCGGCUUCCUGACACUCCUCAUACCGCUGGCUGCUCGGACAAGUGUCAAUUUCUUGAUCGUUUUGAGGGUGCUUUGUGGCUUAGGGGAAGGACUCACUCCCGCAGCUUUGCAAAAUCUCAUAGGAAAGUGGGCGCCACCUUUGGAGAGGAGUCGACUGAUAGUCUACUCUUUUAUUGGAGGACAAUUUGGUACGAUUGUAGCCAUGCCCGUCUCGGGACUCCUAUGUCAUUAUGGGUUUGCAGGAGGUUGGCCAUCCGUGUUCUAUGUUUUCGGUACUCUCGCCUGUUUAUGGUUCAUAUUAUGGGCGUGUCUUGUUCACAGUUCUCCAGAUGAACACCCAAGAAUAUCCGAAAAAGAGAGGACGUACAUCAAUAGUUCUAUUGGCGAUACCAAGAAGAGUGCUUCAGGCCAAGCCCCAUGGCUGCUUAUCUUGACGUGUCCUUUUGUCUGGUCACUGUCCCUGGUUCAGACUGGCAUCUCAUACAUCUACUAUACCAUUCUCACAGACCUUCCCACGUUUAUGGAAACUAUACUCCACUUCAAAAUCAACGAGAAUAGUCUCCUGUCCGCUAUUCCCUACACACUCUAUGCGGUACUUGGACUAACAUCUGGGCCUCUUGCUGACUGGCUCAUCUCAGGUCACAUGAUGUACACCAUCAAUGUUAGGAGAAUAUUCACGGCCGUCGGAGUGGUGAUCCCUUCCGCGGCCAUCAUAGCAGCUGGAUACAUAGGAUGUAACUAUUACCUGGGCGUUGCCCUUCUGACCAUCAGCACCGGGUUCCUGGCUUUUGCCCUGCCAGGAUAUAUCGCAAAUAUGAUAGACUUUGCACCGAAUUAUGCAGGGAGCAUCAUGGGCUUCAUUAACACGUUUGGGACGAUAGCCGGGAUAGUUGCACCCGUUGUGGUGGGGAUAUUUACAUCAAAAGAACAAAACUUACUGCAGUGGCGAGUCAUCUUCCUCGUCGCCGGUGUCUUCAAUGUUGCUAGCGCACUACCUUAUUUUAUCUUCGCGAAACCCGGUAGGGCGGCUUGGAGUGUCAACGAGGAAUCACCGCAAAUGACAGAAACAGUGACUGCAAGACAGGCGAGCCUUCAUACGAGAAAGGACGACAGCCCCGCCAGCACUUCUUGACGUUGAAAUCAACGAACUAAAUGUCUGGGUGUCAGAAUUUACUUACAUGUAUUCCACAAAUUGAAGAAUUUGAAGAAUUUGAACCUGGACAUGUACUGGGUCUGUUAAAAACAUGAUUCAUUUUCAAAAUGGAACAGCUUGAAAUCUGUAUCAUUAAUAACCUGUAGUGUUAUCAAAUCCUUGUAUUAUAUUCAAGUUCAAGAGAAAGGGGAUUUGGCAACGGCAGAAACAAUGUGUUGAGAAGAGAAAAGGUUUACUUUUUACACAAUUGCAGUGGAUACAUGUAUCAUGCACUUUAAUUCAAAAACACUAUCGAUGAGAGCUGAGGCAAGCAUGUCCCUCUUGCCACCGAGCCGAUCCUUCAAUCUGUAUUGGCGGCGCAUCAGCCGGGAGCAUCACCAACAUCAGAAAUCGUUGUGUGCUCAAGUUGUAAUGAUAGAGCAGUAACAGCUGUAGCUCACGUCCGUUUCUCAUCAAGUUGACUUCAGUCCUUUAGUGUAUUACACGGCAACCCACACAAUAUACACGUGGAAUUCUUGUCAGCAAAGCUGUAGAAUUUGGAACGAACCACCGCAAUCAGGUUGUAUUUUCGUGGAAGACGGGCGCAAUGAGAAAUCGGGGCGACUUGGUCCCGAAGGAUUAGAUUCCGGGUCCCUUGAUUACAUUCUCUCGGUGUAACGAAAUGAUCAGAAGUAACUUGAGCAGACAACCUAGAAGUUCUGCAACUAUAGUCCAAACAAUUGGUGACCUAAGCGAUCGAAAUUCCCGGGACGGAGGCAGCAUUUGAUUAAUUUGGGAUAGAAUUGGCAUUAACUGCAGCUGAGCAGUGACACCCCUUACCGUUAAAGCUAGAUUGUAUUCGAUUUGAAACAGAGAGUGAAUACCUAAUUUGUCUGAUUAAGAAUUGAUUAAAAAAACUGAUCGACCUGUGUUCGGGUCGAUGCUACA